Venustampulla echinocandica is the source of this 4653-nucleotide messenger RNA. RefSeq names its product putative ABC1 transport protein. NCBI's taxonomy places the organism in Eukaryota, Fungi, Ascomycota, Leotiomycetes, Helotiales, Pleuroascaceae. The record is from RefSeq and is a predicted model, not a curated record. Gene Ontology annotation, cellular component: membrane. The transcript has 5 exons. Bases 1 to 4653 code for a protein of 1550 amino acids. Gene Ontology annotation, biological process: transmembrane transport. Gene Ontology annotation, molecular function: ATP binding; ABC-type transporter activity; ATP hydrolysis activity.
AUGGCACCGUCAACUAUGCCGCCACCUCACGACGACGAAUACCCCAAUGGACGCGAGGAAACUCCCGCAGAGGAUGUCGACAACCCUGGCGGGACUGGGCAAUCAACUUGGAGCUCCUCUGACGUUCUUCUGGAAGGUGGUGAGGAUGGGUCCCGAGCCAGUAUAUCGACCGGGGCGUCCUCCCGAGAACGCCAGUUUGAACACGUCGCUCCUGAAGAUCGAGCGGAGCUUCACAGAAUUGCUUCGUCGAUUGGGGGUAGCGUGGCGUUCGCAAGGUCGCAGAGUAUCCCGUCAGCUACAAUAGAGCAACGUAACAUGCUUGUGGGUAUGGAAACUGGAGAUCCGGUCCUCGAUCCCACGUCUCCGAGAUUUGAUGUCUACAAAUGGACCAAAAUGAUAGUAAGAUUGAUAGACGAGAAACAUACCGUCCUAAGGCGUGCUGGUAUAGUGUGGAAGAAUUUGAAAGUGUGCGGAUCAGGGUCUAAGAUCAAUUAUCAAAAUACCGUCGGCUCUGUACUACUGGCUCCUUUGAGAAUAGGUCGGGUUUUUGGCAGGAGCCCCGAGAAGUCAAUUUUAAACGAAUUUGAUGGAGUGCUUAAGUCUGGUGAGAUGCUCGUUGUGCUCGGUCGACCCGGAAGUGGUUGUUCAACCCUGCUCAAAUCCCUGAUGGGGGAACUCCACGGUCUAGAUAUGAAGCCACAGUCCGAGAUUAACUACAACGGAAUUACCCAAAAACAAAUGCGCAAACAUUUUAAAGGCGAGAUGGUGUAUAAUCAAGAGGUUGACAAGCAUUUUCCACAUCUUACAGUACGGCAAACACUCGAGUUCGCCUCUCGAGUUCGUACCCCACGAGAACGACUUGUCGAAGGUCUUAGCCGUGAAACAUGGGCUGAGCAUAUGGCAAAAGUCAUGAUGGCCGUAUUUGGGUUAUCGCACACAGCAAAUACGAGAGUUGGUAACGAAUUCAUUCGUGGCGUGUCUGGUGGAGAAAGGAAGCGAGUUAGCAUAGCAGAAAUGGCUCUGGCUAGAUCACCGAUCGCUGCAUGGGACAACUCAACUAGAGGGCUUGAUGCUGCCACGGCUCUGGAAUUUACAAGGUCACUCCGUAUGACGUCCAAUCUCCUGGGGCAAGUUCAUUUGGUUGCAAUAUACCAAGCCUCCCAGGCUAUAUAUGACGAAUUUGACAGAGCUGUGGUGCUUUACGAGGGGAGGCAGAUAUUUUUCGGACCUUGUGGUAGAGCCAAACAGUACUUCGUCGACAUGGGCUGGGAGUGUCCGCCACGACAGACUACUGGAGACUUCUUGACAUCCGUCACCAACCCAUCAGAACGGACAGCUCGCGAUGGGUUUGCGGAAAGAGUGCCCCGAACUGCUGAGGAAUUCGAAAGAUACUGGAAAGAGUCGGCGGAAUACAGGGCCCUCAAGGUGGAGACGGAGGAGCACGAAAAAGCCUUCCCCAUAGGCGGUAAGACCUUGGAAGAAUUCUACCAGAGCCGGAAAGCCAUGCAGGCUAAACAUGUUCGUCCCGAAUCUCCAUACACGGUAUCCAUUCCUAUGCAGGUGAAAUACUGCACAAUACGAGCGUAUCAACGGCUGUGGAACGACAGAACUUCUACAAUGACCAUCGUAUUUGGCCAAAUAUUUAUGGCCUUGAUUAUUGGUUCUAUAUUCUAUGGUACGAGAAACGAUACUGCGAGCUUCUUCCAAAAAGGAGGAGUGCUGUUCUUUGCUGUCUUGCUGAACGCCCUUAUCGCCAUUGCCGAAAUAAAUAACCUAUAUUCCCAGAGGCCGAUCGUGGAAAAACAAGCAUCCUAUGCAUUCUACCAUCCUUUUACUGAAGCACUGGCGACCAUAAUCGCCGAUAUCCCAGUCAAAUUCGCUAUUGCGACCUGUUUUAAUAUUAUUCUCUACUUUCUGGCCGGUCUAAGACGCGAGCCCUCGCAGUUCUUCAUCUACUUUCUCUUCAACUUUAUAGCGAUAUUGACGAUGGGCCAAAUUUAUCGUAGCAUAGCUGCCGCAACUAAGACCGUCUCACAGGCUCUCGCCAUCGCUGGAGUCAUCACACUUGCAAUUGUGAUCUAUACAGGAUUCGUCAUUCCACGUCCACUGAUGCAUCCGUGGUUCAAGUGGAUAUCCUGGAUUAACCCCGUGGCAUAUGCUUUCGAGGCCCUGUUUACAAAUGAACUGCAUGGGCGACGAUUCGCCUGUUCAAUGCUGGUACCAUCAGGCGGUGGAUAUGUUCAUGCAGACAGCAAUUUCAUCUGCAACAUUCCCGGCGCAGUGGCUGGGCAGACCACCGUCUCAGGGGACGACUACCUCCAGAGCCAAUUCCAAUACUCAUACUCCCAUAUCUGGAGGAACCUCGGCUUCAUGUUUGCUUUCAUGUUAUUCUUCUUGUUCCUUUACCUGCUCGCUACGGAAUUGAACGCCGCCCCCCCAAGUACAGCAGAAGUGCUAGUUUUUCGACGUGGCCAUGUUCCCAAGCGCAUUUUAGCGGCCGAGCAUUCUGCAAAGCAUGACGAAGAGACACCCUCAACUGAAGCCGGCACGCUAAGUACGGGACUUGGGGAAGAACAGGCCGAGGAGGUUCAGGCAUUGCCACCUCAAAGGGAUAUUUUUACCUGGAAAGACGUCAGUUACGAUAUAAAGAUCAAGGGUCAACCACGCAGACUCCUGGACAACGUUACUGGAUGGGUAAAACCCGGAACUCUUACGGCCCUUAUGGGAGUUUCUGGGGCCGGAAAAACCACUCUUCUAGAUGUACUUGCUCAACGGGGUUCUAUUGGUGUAGUCAGCGGCGAAAUGUUGGUCUCAGGAAAGCCUCUGGAUGAAUCAUUCCAGCGUAAAACUGGAUAUGUUCAACAACAAGACCUUCAUUUAGAGACAACCACUGUACGCGAGGCCUUGCGGUUUUCAGCCGCACUCCGUCAACCUAAGUCAGUAUCAAAGAAGGAAAAGUACGAAUUUGUAGAGGGGGUUAUCAAGAUGCUUGCUAUGCAAGAUUUUGCUGAAGCAGUGGUUGGAAUUCCGGGCGAGGGGCUAAACGUCGAGCAACGGAAACUCUUGACAAUCGGCGUUGAACUGGCCGCAAAACCGGCACUUCUCCUUUUCUUAGAUGAGCCUACGUCCGGCCUUGAUUCCCAAUCGUCUUGGGCGAUCGUCGCCUUCCUGAGAAAACUCGCAGACAGUGGGCAAGCUGUGCUAGCUACUAUCCAUCAACCUAGUGCCAUCCUUUUCCAGGAAUUUGAUCGUCUUCUCUUGCUAGCAACCGGUGGACGAACUGUGUACUUCGGAGACAUCGGGAAACACUCCAAGAAUCUUUUAGAUUUUUUCGAGUCAAACGGGGCCGAUAAAUGUGGAGAUGAUGAGAACCCCGCUGAGUAUAUGUUAACUGUUGUUGGAGCUGGGCCAAGUGGUAAGUCAUCUAAAGAUUGGCCUGCGGUGUGGAGGGAUAGUGGCAUGAAGGAGAAAGUUCUGAAUGAACUGGCUCAAAUUAACCAAGAAAGCGUCAACCAAGGAAGUGGUGGCAAAUCAGCAGAAGAAACGUCUGGAGCUCACAAAGAAUUCGCUAUGCCAUUUAGAAACCAACUUUACGAGGUUACCCAUCGUGUUUUCCAGCAGUACUGGCGAACUCCAGGUUACAUUUAUAAUAAGCUCCUGUUAGGUGUGGCCUCUGCUCUCUUCAAUGGAUUCUCCUUCUACCACGCAGACUCGACUCAACAAGGCAUCCAGGACGUAAUCUUCUCAAUCUUCAUGAUUACCACGAUCUUCACGUCAUUGGUCCAUCAGAUAAUGCCAAGAUUCAUACUUCAACGGGACCUUUACGAAGUUCGAGAACGUCCAUCAAAAGUGUAUAGUUGGAAAGCAUUCCUGAUCGCGAAUAUCAUCGUCGAAAUUCCAUAUCAAAUUCUUCUUGGGGUGAUGGUCUUUGGGAGCUACUUUUACCCAGUGUACACCAAUGAUGGAAUUCCCUCGGGUCAACGCCAAGGGCUCAUUCUUCUUCUGCUCGUGCAGUUCUUCGUCUUCAACAGUACCUUUACUCACAUGCUCAUCGCGGCAUUGCCAGACUCGGAAACAGCUGGCCACAUCGCGACACUGAUGUUCUCCAUGACGCUGACCUUUAAUGGUGUCUUCCAACCCCCUAACGCGCUCCCCGGCUUCUGGAUUUUCAUGUAUCGUGUCUCGCCAUUGACCUACUUUGUUGCUGCAGUCGCAUCAACGGGACUUUCGGGUCGGCCCUUGACCUGCUCCAACAACGAACUCGCCAUCAUGCAACCCCCAGCUGGUAUGACCUGCGGGCAGUACCUCCAACCGUUCGGAUCCGCGACUGGUGGUAGCAUCUACAAUCCUGGCGCAACAUCCAACUGCCACUAUUGCGCCGUCUCCAACGCUGAUCAAUAUUUGGCAAGUGUAAGUAUUAGCUACAACACCCGCUGGCGAGAUUACGGUAUCGGCUUCGCGUAUAUUAUUUUCAAUGUUUUCAUGACGGUCUUGUUGUAUUACGUUAUACGUGUACGGAAGGGCUCUGGGAGGACCAUAGCGGAGCGAUUUGGGCCGAUUCUGAGGGUUUUCAAGAAGGAUCCUGAGAGGCGAGGAGGGAAGGUCGAGAAGCAGGAACAUGCAGAGGGAAGCAAUAUCCCGCCUUAUUUUUGA